Messenger RNA from Arabidopsis lyrata subsp. lyrata, 1065 nucleotides. RefSeq lists its product as uncharacterized. Lineage: Eukaryota; Viridiplantae; Streptophyta; Magnoliopsida; Brassicales; Brassicaceae. The record is from RefSeq and is a predicted model, not a curated record. The coding region runs from base 167 to 805 and encodes 212 amino acids. The transcript has 7 exons.
AAACUUAAAGAAGUCGUUAUACAAAAAUAAAACUGCGGUAGACUUGCAAGUUAAUAAACUGGUUUUGAUGCGGUUUCUGUACAUGACACAUGGCAAAACAUGAUUGGCUCCAGGAACGAUUUUAUCUAACAAGCAAGAUAGAGAUGAGAUUAGGAGACAAGGAGCAAUGUCGAUUUCUUCGUUGGGGUCUGCAAUCUCAAGGCCAACUUCUUCAUCAUCUUCAUAUACGUACUUAGUAAGCUGUUCUCGCAUCUUUGGCCUCGCUACCUCUUCUUUGUUAUGGACAAAGAACAAACCUCACCACACAAACACAAAGCUUAAGCAGCAAAAGCCAUGUGUUAGAAAUUCAGCUCAAGAGAUUCCACAGACACUUGAGGAAGACUCCAAGUUUGUACCUUUAGAUCCUCAAGAUCCUCGAUUCGGCCCUCCAGUUUUGCUGUUGCUUGGCCUUCAACUUCAUGAAGCACAAAAGAUACAGGAGCUUCUGAAGGAACUUGAUGGCGAAUUCAUGGAGAUUGUUUUCUGUACAGAAGAUAUGAUCCCACGCUCGUUAUGGGAAGCAGUUAACACAAAACAGCCUGACCUGAACAGAGUGAAUGUCGCGAAGUCGCUGCCUCGGAUCUGCUUUUUAUCUGGUUUGACAGGAGAGGAGAUGAUGAUGUUCAUUGAUGCAUUUCCAGAAACUGGGCUGGAACCAGUUGUGUUUGCAGCUAUGGUUCCGAACAGUGCUGAUAAACCUAUCUUUGAGUUAAUUGAAGAAAUCAUGGGAGAUCAUGAGUUAUUGACCGGGAGCGGUUCCAGCUGAAAUUUUUGAGUGAGGAAGACAGCAGGACAGCUUUAAAAGUCUUCAGGUUUCUGCAACAUGACUCUAAAAAGUUUUUUUGCAUUACCCAAAGUAUAUUGUACAAGAGUGUAGUCUUCAAAUGAGAUGCACAAGAAUGCAAUCAUCAAAUUAUGAACCGACACAAGUUCCCUUAUCCUAGUGAAAAGGUCACUUGGACAAAUAUCCAGAGUCAUCAAACAAAUCUAAAAUGAAGACAAAACCAGCUCAAUAUGUUUUUCUCU